GAGUCAAGCGGACUUUCGACACCAUUGUAGGCAACGACACGGACACCAAUGUAGGACGACGUGCUGCCAGUGAAGCAAUGCAAUGGACACUGACCCAGGCACCGAACAGGAUGAUGCCCAGCCGAGUGAAGGCAGUAGAGCAGAGUCGACAUACCGCACGUCGACCACGAGUCCCGAACCAAACGUCUACGCACACAAGUCGCUACGCAACCAAGACAGACCACGUCGCUGAGAUAGUACGCCAUACACGCAGCACAUCCGGUUGCCCAUCUGACCCAGUCAUUCCAGCCCAGAGGAACAUCCGCGAAGCAAAAGAGACCACACACAAAUCAGCCCCCACCAAAGAAGGACCGCCUCGUCAGAAGAACAGCCCAGAGCUCGACAGACAUACGCGCAAGCAAGUCCGCAUCAAGGACGAGGCCAGCAACGAACAAAUCAAGGACGCGCAGUGCCCAGCGCCGAUGAAAGAAGAUUGUUCCAAGGACCAUACCCGUGGCAGGAAUUUCAAACCUGGAAACACUCUGAACCAAUCGAGUCCUGGCGCAAUUCCUUUAGCCACUGUGACCAGUCGAGGCGCAAAUGUCUCUGAAAACGCUGCCAAACGUCAAAAGACAGGUCACGAAUUUCCGCAAAAUGACCUCGAUGGCAUGUCAGAUAUUGAUUUUUGGAAUCGCGGUAUGCAAGACCAGCCUCCGGCCACACUUGCAAGACAGCCGAGCGUCAUCAGCCUCAACAGUCAAAGUCAAGAGACCCCCAGUCAGAGAGCCAAUGCUUUCCAGCACAACGAGAUCCGGAAUGUACACGGGACAUUGAACUACAGCAAGAAGAAAAGUCGCAAGCCCAAGCCUGGUGAAACACAGCCGAACUCGCCGCCACACCAACACGGAACCCUCACUGACCCCGUUUCUGUCGACGAUAACGACGACGUUCAGAUUCUUGAAGGGCCGCGUGACCCGCCUCGGUCUACCCUCCAGACAGUUGUUCAGGAGUCACCUCGUGUCGAGGUCAGUGGCUAUUUCAGCAAGAAUACAAGGGUACCAGAAACCAGAGUCCAGGCCAAGCCUGCUGUGCAGGUUCUCGAUCGCGUAGAAAUCCCAACGUCUCGCUCACCACGCCUGGCCGCGACCUUUGUGAGAGACGAGGAAGAACCUGAUCAGGUUCCAGCGCCUCACCAAGCUCAGCCGAAGAUGAGAGACAGGAUGCAGCCGACAUCGAAUACUGCCCGUACCGUCAAACAUCAACCAUUCGUCGAGGAUUUGAGUGAGGAUGAAUUGUCACGCGGACCUACGGUGCAAUCAUCCGCUCAAAAGCCGAGGCGCACCGCACCCCAGCGAUUGCCAUCUCCAAAUGAUAUCAAUCCUACGCAGUUCACGACGAAGGCACGACGAAAGGUCGAGACCCGUGAUAAUAUCAGAAUUCUCUUGUCGUCACUACGUAUGAGAGCCGGCAAUUGGAAGCAGCUUUAUCUCGUCUACUCUUGGGAACACAAGGCUAUGCAAUUCGACAAGAACGGUGAGGCACUCUUCUACAACGGUGUGAAAAUCCAGCUCGGAAGUCAACACGCUCAGCAAGUAUUCUGCAGUACGGAGAGCUCAGCUGCCGUCAUUCUGGUUGGAGCCAAUGAUAACGAAGUCUCGCGCGGUCGGAUCUGGUUUGAGUUCUCUACCACAGAUGACUGCGAUUUGUUUCUAAGAGCCGUUGAUCAUAUGAACAGUAAAGCUACAACGCAUCUCACGCCAGCAGCCGAGACAACUGAUCCCGAACUGGAAGCGAUGAGCCAUCGUCAAGGCAGGAACACAAUCAGAGAGCGGGCAUUGGCGGCACAGAGCGGAUACCGACUUUCUGAACCUACAGGCCAAACACCCGCGCCACGAAUGACUCGCAGAAUGAAAUCUGACUACGCCAAUGAACCAACCAUUAAAGCAGCACCCGACCUUUCUUUGCCUCCGCCCACACCUCGUAUUGAUCAAGGCACGCCUGUGAGGAGUAGCCGAAGACUCAAGAGCAAAGAUGGUGGUAAAGUCGGACAUGCUUCAGAGCCGGAGGUCGAGCGAUGGACUGUAACACAUGGUGUUCCCAAGUGGGACGCUCCGCUGACAUAUCCCCCUGCUGGAACAAACAGAACUACGGUUGACGCUGAUGACAUUGCCCGAUUGGACGAUGGCGAGCUACUCAACGAUAAUCUUAUCUCAUUCUGUCUGCGAGAGAUGCAGGAGAACAAUCCGGACUUGAAGGGCAAAGCUCACAUAUUCAAUUCGUUCUUCUAUUCCUCCCUCACCACUUUACCAUCGGGAAAAAGAGGGUUCAACUACGAUGGUGUCAAACGCUGGACAAGACAGAUUGACUUGUUUAGCCAUCCAUUUGUUGCCGUCCCUAUCAACACUAACUACCACUGGUUUCUAAUCAUCAUCUGCAAUCUCGACAAGCUUGAACGAAAGCUCAAUCUGGAUGGUCUUGGAGACGAAAAAGAAGAGCCUGAAGCUGAACCACAGCCGACCGUUGAGGAGCCUACACAAUCUCAAGCGACAGUGCAGAACGACAUCGAGAUCCCUGAAUCGCCCCAGGAGGCCAAGGACGAUGGUCUAUCGCAGGGAGUGAAGCGCAUUUCUCUGGAUGCAUCUCAAGAAGAGGAAGAGGAAUUUCCUCCUCUUGGCAAGUUGAAGCCAGCUCCCCGCAAGGGUAGAAAACAGGCACCGCCUUUGCCAAAGAUGGACCCAAACACACCUGCCCUUAUUCUUCUCGACUCCUUGAGCGGCACACACGCUUCAGAAAUCAAGAAUCUGAAGCAAUACGUCGUUCAUGAAGGUCGCGACAAGCGAGGUUUGGAAUUUGAAUAUACCGAACUCAGAGGACUGACAGCUCGCGGUUUGCCUCAGCAAACGAACUUUUGUGAUUGCGGCGUGUACUUGAUUGGUUACAUGGAGGCCUUCUUGCGCGAUCCUACAGAGUUUGUGCGCAAGGUCAUGUCUCGCGAACUUGAUCACAACAACGACUUUGCCAACUUUGAUCCCUCGAAGAAACGAGCAGAGAUUCAGCAGAGUGCCGCCAAGAAGCAAAGGAAGAAAGAGAAGGCGCGUCUGCUGAAGAUGACCAACCAGGAAAACAGUUCCCAGAGUCCAGCUCCAGCUCCGACUCCUACUCUUAAGCAAAUGAGCUCGCCAAUGAAACCGCCUGAGGCGCAAACAGACUCUAGGAUGCUCGCCCAUGAAGCCGCCGCCGCCGCCGAUGCACAAGCCGAGCCCUUACAAGUCAAGUCCCUACAAGCCGUCAUCGGCUCGAAGAUCUCUCCGGUGGUGGAGCGAUCCAUCAAAGACGAGAUGUUGUUUGGCGGUGACGAUUACAACGACGACGAAAUCAGUGAGCAUGCCAGAUCUCACGCUCAUGACAACUACAGUCAUGGCCAAAAUGGCAUGACCCACGAUCAGCGAAACUCCUUCAGAUCGCCAAUGGCGUUUGAAGACGAGCUUCGGCAAGCCGUCCAAUCCUGCUCCGCA
Aureobasidium vineae is the source of this 3494-nucleotide messenger RNA. The record is from the annotation of a GenBank genome assembly. NCBI's taxonomy places the organism in Eukaryota, Fungi, Ascomycota, Dothideomycetes, Dothideales, Saccotheciaceae.